UGCAUUCCCAAAAUUUUUUACUGCUUACCUGUCAAAACUAGGCGAGUCACUAGAAGCAAGUCAAGUUGCUUCCCUAGCUUCCAUGGUGAUGGAACGACAUCUUCGCCACCUCCAGGGCCGCCACUGGGUAUAUCUUCUUCCCCGGGGUGGAUUUGCUGAUCAUGUUUGUUUCGGGAAGACUUUCGAGAAAGAUGUCAAAAAUCAUUCCGCCGUCGCAUCGCUCGUAUAUCUCAGCUCACGCCCCCCGGAAGGACUCCGCGCCGUCAGUUUGCUAGAUCCAACUUUAAAAAAAAAUACAACUCGAGAUCAGCUAGAGGUCGGAUAAACCGUCCUCCAAGCAAACCCGUCACUGAUUGGAUCGGA
Messenger RNA from Trichoderma harzianum CBS 226.95, 363 nucleotides. RefSeq lists its product as hypothetical. The record is from RefSeq and is a predicted model, not a curated record. The transcript has a single exon. NCBI's taxonomy places the organism in Eukaryota, Fungi, Ascomycota, Sordariomycetes, Hypocreales, Hypocreaceae. Bases 83 to 325 code for a protein of 80 amino acids.